AGCUCAGACACUGGCCCCAGGUCACCCAGCCAGGGAGGGCCCAAGCCCGGGGAGCUGCCCCCAGACCUGGGUGGGCGCUUAGCCAUUUUGUGGGCAAAAGCGCUUUGAGGCUGGAAGCCGCCCGAGGGAAAUCUGGUCCAAGGGGCAGACCUUGCAGAUGGAGGACCCGAGGUGGAGGGAGGUCCGGGUGCUGGCAGAACAGCUAGCAUCCAGGCUUUGCACCCCAGCUCCUCCUCCCCAUCAGCCCCUGACCCUGGGCCAGUCCCUUGAGCCCCGGCGUCGGCGUCCUGGAGGUAAUGGUGACAUGACACAGAGUACAGGAGGCGGGGACCCUGGGGAGUGCACGACUGAGGUGGCAGGAACGAUCAGAGACCAAGCUUCUUGACGCCAGGGAGCCUGCACACUGUCUGGUUUCGUGCAGCCCGCCGGCUGAUGAUGGUUUUAAUUUCUUAAAUAAUGGGAAAAAUUCAAAAGGAGAAUAUUUUGUGACUGGUGACAAUCACAUGAAAUGCACAUUUCAGUGUCCCUAAAUAAAGUUGUAUUGGACUGCAGCCCCCCCCUGCCCCCCGUGCGUUUAUACAGUGUUUGCAGCUGCUUUCGAGCUAUGGCGGCAGCACUGAGUUCCUGAGAUGGAGACAGAAAUGUUUACUGUCUGGCCCUUGACAGAAAAUGUGCCAGUCCCCAUUCUAGAAUACGCUUCGGUCCCUCAUAGUGCCUCUCUUUGGAGUAAAGAAGAACUUCCUUUCAUUUGACAUAAAAGUCUCUUCUCCAAACAUGCAGGGGGGUAGGGGGUCCUCCCACCCCCAGUUUAAGGAGCCCCUGCAUUUGAUGGCUGUGUCACCUGCACUGAUUCUCGUGGCAGCUCAGCCGGUUGUCUGGGUGGUUCCUGCAGCCAGCAUCCCCCAGGGGCAAGGCUCACCUCACAGCUCGAGAUGCAGCGACGUGCGGCCUGGCCCAGAGACAGACUGCAGAUGGGUGACCAGACACAGGGCGAAGUGUCAGGAGCUCCAGGAAAGGCGGGCGUUUAGGUUGGGGGUCAGACAAGGCCUCUGAUGAACGUGAUGUCUGAGCUGAGGCCUGUGACCAAGAGCGGACAGCUGGUGGAGGAGCUUUCAGGCCGUCAGCCUGUAGCUGCCGAGCCUUCAAAGGCAGCCGGGGAGCCAGGGUGACUGGAACAGAGUGAGCAAGGAGGGGAGGGGUAAGAGGUGGGCUGGGAGAGCCAGGCAGGGGCCCUAUAGCCCAUGGGCAGGGGGUUGACUUCAUUCUCAAGGCGAUGGGAACAACUGGAGGGGUUUAAGCAGGAGAGCCAUAGUUCAGGUGGAUAUUCUAAGAUCCUUCUGGCCCCUGUGAGGAGAACAGACUGUGGGGCUCAAGGGCGGAGCCAGGAGACUCGGCAGGAGGUGACUGCGCUGCUCCAGGCGAGCGGUGAUGGGGCUCUGGACGGGGAGAAGGGCGGCUGUGAAUGUGUGUCGGACGGAGAGCGCACAGGACUCUUUUUCUAAGCAGAAACGCUGCUCUUCCGAGGUCUCCUGCACCUGGAGGGGUCGGCUGAGCCGCCGCCACUGCACACAGCCCACUGCAUCUUCACAGGAGGCCGCGGGCCCCCCGCCAGGCUCCCCAGGAGGACAGGACUGGUGGCGGGUCAAGGCCACACAAUCGCUGUCUGCUCAUCUUUUCAGAUUGGCCGUGUUGAGGGUGAGGACCAGUAGGCAGCUGCCAGGAUGGGCGAGAGGAAGGGCGUCAACAAGUACUACCCUCCAGACUUCAACCCUGAGAAGCAUGGCUCUCUCAACCGGUACCACAACAGCCACCCGCUUCGGGAGCGGGCGCGGAAGCUGUCCCAGGGCAUCCUCAUCAUCAGGUUCGAGAUGCCCUAUAACAUCUGGUGCGACGGCUGCAAGAACCACAUCGGCAUGGGUGUUCGCUACAACGCAGAAAAGAAGAAGGUCGGCAACUACUACACGACCCCCAUCUACAGGUUCCGGAUGAAAUGCCACCUGUGUGUCAACUACAUCGAGAUGCAGACAGACCCCGCCAACUGCGACUACGUGAUCGUGAGCGGCGCCCAGCGCAAGGAGGAGCGCUGGGACAUGGCAGAGAACGAGCAGGUGCUGACGACAGAGCAUGAGAAGAAGCAGAAGCUGGAGACGGAUGCCAUGUUCCGACUGGAGCACGGCGAGGCCGACCGCGGCACGCUCCACAAGGCCGUCCCCACACUGAGCCACCUCCAGGAGGCACAGAGUGCCUGGAAGGACGACUUUGCCCUCAACAGCCUGCUGCGCCGGCGGUUCCGGGAAAAGAAACGAGCCCUGCAGGAGGCGGAGGAGAGGGACCAGGCGCUGCAGGCCAAGGCCAGCCUGGCCAUCCCGCUGGUGCCCGAGACCGAGGCCGACCGCAGGCUGGCCGCCCUGCUCAAGCUGCACACCCUGGACUCCUAUGAGGACAAACAGAGACUCAAGCGGACGGAGAUCAGCCGCCGCUCCUGGUUCCCCCCGGCCGCGGCGCCUGGCACCGGCACCAGCACCAGCACCAGCACCAGCAGUGGCACUGGCAGCAGCGUCCUGAAGAAGCUGGCCCAGAGCCGCAGGCCUGCGCCCGCCGGCACACCUAUCACCGUGGGCACCCUGGGCAUCGUGCGGCGGCGCCCCCAGCAUGCGGGUGGGAUCCCCGGACUGGGGGGGCCAAGGGUGCCAGAGGGGACCACCCAGGACAGGCCUGCACACCCCCAAGACUGCUCUCAGGAGACCGUCGAGACCCCCCAGACCAGCGGGCCUGGUGGGCAGGAGGGGAGCGGUCAGCACAGGACCCCGUCUGCACCAGGCCCCUCCCAGGACACAGCCUCCCCUGCCCCCCAGGACCUGCGGCAGCCAGGCGGCCUCAGCUCCUCCCUGGUGGCCGACUACUCUGACUCAGAGAGUGAGUGAGCACCCCUGUGGAGGCGGCGGCACCCAGGAGCCCCCAGACCGCACCCCUCCCCGACCUCGACCUCCUGUGGUGCCGCAGCUCUCAUGUAUUUGCACCUGGAGAGGGUGUCUGUGCCUGGUGGGACCCCCACAUUAAAGCCUUGGGUCUUGGC
Messenger RNA from Equus caballus (horse), 3076 nucleotides. The record is from RefSeq and is a predicted model, not a curated record. Lineage: Eukaryota; Metazoa; Chordata; Mammalia; Perissodactyla; Equidae.